This is a messenger RNA of Pistacia vera, 1168 nucleotides long. RefSeq names its product monoacylglycerol lipase ABHD6. Gene Ontology annotation, molecular function: catalytic activity. The transcript is spliced from 4 exons. The record is from RefSeq and is a predicted model, not a curated record. Lineage: Eukaryota; Viridiplantae; Streptophyta; Magnoliopsida; Sapindales; Anacardiaceae. The coding region runs from base 78 to 1025 and encodes 315 amino acids.
CUGCUAGAUUUGAAGAGAAGAAAACAAUACAUACUGGGGGAAAGGGAAAGGGAAAGGGAAAUUAACCAGUGAAAGAGAUGGUGAACCUUGUGGCAGCACAGAAGCCAUUGUUGCAUGGGCUCAUGAAGAUGGCUGGGGUGCAACCCUACACAGUAGAGAUCGAGCCAGGCACCGUCAUGAACUUUUGGGUUCCAUGUGAAACCUUGAAGAAACCGAAAAAGGGCGAAAAGAAUAUUCAAGAGCUGAACAAACCAACCAAACCAGUUGUUGUUCUUGUACAUGGUUUUGCUGCUGAAGGUAUUGUCACUUGGCAAUUCCAAAUAGGUGCCUUAACUAAAAAAUACUCCGUUUAUGUCCCUGACCUUCUCUUCUUUGGGGGCUCCAGCACAGAUAAUGCCGAUCGGUCACCGGCUUUUCAGGCCCAAAAUUUGGCUAAAGGUUUAGCAAAACUUGGGAUAUAUAAGUGUAUCGCAGUGGGGUUUAGUUAUGGUGGCAUGGUUGCGUUUAAGUUGGCUGGGUUGUAUCCGAGUUUGGUUGAGAGCAUGGUGGUGUCUGGUUCGAUCCUGGCCAUGACUGAUUCUAUAACUGAUGAAACAGUAAGCAGACUUGGGUUCUCUUCAUCUUCAGAGUUAUUGUUGCCGAAUUCGGUUAAGGGUUUAAAAGCUCUUCUCUCUGUUGCUGUUCACAAGAAGCUCUGGUUCCCUGAUCGCCUUCAUAAAGAUUAUCUUGAGGUGAUGUUCACCAAUAGGAAGGAGAGGUCUGAACUCCUGGAUGCUUUGGUGAUAAGUAACAAAGACCCCAUCGUCCCAAAAUUUCCACAGAAAAUACAUCUCCUAUGGGGUGAGAAAGAUCAAAUAUUCAAUCUAGAGCUAGCCCACAACAUGAAAGAGCAAUUAGGAGAGAAUGCAACAUUUCAGGGCAUAAAGAAUGCAGGUCAUUUGGUUCACUUAGAGCGACCUUGCGUCUACAAUAGGUAUCUCAAGCAGUUUCUUGCUUCUCUACAUGCAGAAGGAUCCCAAAAGUGAAAACUCACACCAUCUUUCUGAAUGAUCCUCUCCGACUGUUUCUUUUAUUCAGCAUUAUUGUUUGUGUUCUGUAACAUUCCUCAGUGUUCUCCAGUAGAAUGAAGAAACCUUUUAUUCAAUAUACUGGAUGAAAAAAAUAAUAU